This is a messenger RNA of Anastrepha ludens (Mexican fruit fly), 3621 nucleotides long. RefSeq names its product WD repeat-containing protein 20. Bases 667 to 3372 code for a protein of 901 amino acids. NCBI's taxonomy places the organism in Eukaryota, Metazoa, Arthropoda, Insecta, Diptera, Tephritidae. Gene Ontology annotation, molecular function: protein binding. The record is from RefSeq and is a predicted model, not a curated record. The transcript has 5 exons.
UGUCAACGAGAAAAUGAGAAAAAAUUAGAAUGAAAGUAAAAACGCAGGAAGACGACGGAAAAUUGUGAAAAAGUGCAAAAAGUUCUUCUUACAAAUAGCGGUGGACUGGGCAAUUACAAUAAAUUAAAUAAAUGCAUUGAAAACGGAAACUUUUACGUCAUAUGCAUAUGCAACUAUCGAAAUUUGUCGUGUGGCCGAUUACGAAGUUACGGGAAUGAAAAUGCAUCCAGUGUGAAAAGCGAAACGAAAAAGAAAAUUCCUCCCAACAACAAAUGCAGCAGUGGCAAAGCAGCGCUAUCGGCCGCGCCCCCAAGCCCACUUGCUGCUAGCAGGAAUAGCUGUGGUGGUCAUAGUGUUUUUCUCGCGUAUCAGUGCGUUGAAAAAUCCAAAUAAAAUUCUUAAAUCAAGCGAAAACAAGGAAUUAUAAGUGUUCCGAUAAACGCAACAACAACAACAACAAAUAGAACGUGCAAGUGUAUUAACAUUCCUUCAUAUUAAUUCUUUUGGGGGGGUUGGGCGAACAAACGGUUAGGGGGAAGAAGGUGUCGCAGUGGCAGUGACAACGAAUGUUGGUAUGUAGAGCACACAUCUUGCGUCAGCCAUCAGUGUUGUCGACCAAUAUUACAGUCAGCAAGCAAGUUGCAAAUAAACAAUAGAUACGGAGUAAUGGCCGCACAACUCGAUCCGAAUGUCAAGGACGACUUAAAGACUCAAUUUGUGACGCGCGAGGGCACCUACCGGCUGCUCACGCUAUCGGAGUACUCGCGUCCAAAUCGCGUUGGCUACACCAGCAAUCAGAGCUCGCCGCAAGUACGUGUUUCUAUUGUGUCGCUGCCCAAUAAUACCGCUUGUCAAAAUGUGGCAAGUGGCAAUGGCAGUGGUGGAAGCAAUGCUGCUGGCGGCCCUGUGAACGGCAAUGCAAAUAAUACAACUACGAACAACACGAAAGGAAGCGGUGAUGGUUCUACCAAUGGAAGUAAUGCCUCUGGCUCUGGCUCGUUAGUUAAUGGACAACAACAAUUGGCUUAUAGUGUGCCAGUCGCAAUGGAUGCGCGACUCGGUGCAGGCAUAUCAAUGCACACAAUGAUCAAUGGCGGUUCGGAUGGCCAAAAUGGCUUGGCAAGCCAGAUUUAUGGAGGCGAUCGUAUUUGCUUUAACUUCGGCAGGGAAUUGUACGUGUAUGCUUUUAGAGGUGUGAAAAAGGGCGCAGAAAUGACAAAACCGAUUGACAAGAAAUUCUACAAAGGCACUAAUCCAAGUUGCCACGACUUCAAUGCGACAUCAGCCACUCCAACUGGUGCGCCGCUACUCGUAGGUUUCACCACAGGGCAAAUUCAGCUCGUCUCACCACAGCUAGGACCUCGCGAACUACGGAAGCUAUACAAUGAAGAACGGCUCAUUGAUAAGACCAAAGUGACAUGUUUAAAAUGGUUGCCGAAUUCACCGAACUUAUUUCUGGCAUCGCACGCUUCGGGCAAUCUGUAUUUAUACAACGAGGACCUCCCCUGCACGCCGACUGCGCCCAACUAUCAGCCCUUCAAGAUGGGCGAUGGCUACACAAUACUCACCUGCAAAUCCAAAUCGACGCGUAAUCCCCUCUAUAAGUGGAUAUUCAACACAGAGAAUUGUUGCAUUAACGAGUUUUGCUUUUCGCCAUGCGGCUCCAAUUUGGCUAUCGUAUCGCAGGAUGGUUUUCUGCGUGUUUUUCACUACGACACCAUGGAGCUGCUUGGCAUUGCGCGUUCCUACUUUGGCGGCUUUUUAUGUGUCUGUUGGUCGCCAGAUGGUAAAUACAUUGUGGUGGGCGGUGAAGAUGACCUGGUGACGGUGUGGUCGUUGCACGAGCGUCGUGUGGUAGCACGCGGACAAGGUCAUCGGUCGUGGGUGUCUGUGGUGGCAUUCGAUCCCUACACCACAUCGUAUACCAACUGGGAUGGUGGUGACUUUUCAGACGACGAAAAUCAAAUGAAUGAAUAUGGCGUUGGACGUGAGGCACGUUUCUCUGCCGAUUCAACUGGCAAUGGAUUUGACUUCCCCAUAGGUGCGAGCGGUGUUGCGCAUGAUAAAAAUUCUACACCAAAUCAUUCCCGACAACGGCCUCAUUCAGCAUCCUUUCGUUCAGACGCGUCGUCAUCGGCGGCGUUAGCACCGGAUAAACUGGCCAUUAGUUACCGUCUUGGUUCGGUCAGUCAGGAUACACAGAUUUGCCUGUGGGACAUAACGGAAGAUGUGCUGCGUCAUCCAUUGUCGCUGCGUCAGCGAGUCAAUAGCGUAAAUUUGAAUGACACUAGUUAUAUGAACGGCGGUAUAGAUGCGGACGGCAUCAAAGUGAUACGGCCAAUAGCCAUAGGUAAUAUAUCGGGCACAUUUCCGCCAUCACAGCAUGCCAGCAGUCCAACGAAAGAAACUGUAGGUCCUGAGAACAAUAGCAACAGCAGCUCAAGUAAAUUCUCAACAGCGAACUGCACCAUAUCAUCACAAUCGUCGAAUGCCAACACACCACCGGAUGAGGCAGGUCCAGCCGGCACCGGCGCCAAUGCGAAUAGCAACAGCAGCAAAGCGAACAACUCAAAUAAGGCGAACGCAACAGGUAAUUCUAUAAAAUUUCCCAACUGCAUUAGUGCCACCAAAUCGGACUCAAUUGAAGGCAACACCAAGGGCAGCGCAUCGACCUUCUCCACGUCCGGCUACAACAGCAAGAACUCAAACAGUUCCACCAAGUCUUCAGACUCGAGCGUAUCCGCGUUCAACAGUCUCACGCAGCGCUUAUCGAAUUUCAGUUUUCUGAGCAAUUCCGAAAAGAAGACCACCUCAAUCUCCGGUUCCUUCGAUGCAUCGCAAAUUGCGGCGACGCAUCGCACCCAUCGCAAGGGCAUGAGCCUGCUCAAGUCCAACAACCAAACCAACAGUAAUCAUAACCACCAACCAUACGGUGCGGCUAGCAGCAGCACGUCAACCGGCGGCGCCACGGAUCUCUGUAGCAGCGGGGGCGGUAGCGCAAUUGUGGGCAAUAGCAGCAGCACAACAGCGCAUAGCUUCGGCUCACUUAAACUGGGUAAAUCAACGACACAUUCACACAGCUCAUCGCUGAGUGCAGCCUCAAAUGCGGUGGUGACGUCCUACGAUCCCAUGAAAUUGAUCGGCACACCUUCGUGUCCGCGUUUCGAUGAAUGCCCAUUACUAGAGCCACUUAUAUGCAAGAAAAUCGCGCACGAACGACUCUCGGCUCUGAUAUUUCGAGAAGAUUGUUUUCUAACAGCGUGCCAGGAUGGCUUCGUCUACACAUGGGCGCGACCCGGUUAUGCCACCCAAAAUAUACCACAGCAUUUAUCGCCAAGUCAAGCGGCGCCUCCAGGUGGCACGGUAAUAUAGUUCGAUAAAAUAAAUAUAAACAACUACGAACAGAAUCGGAUGAAAUGCAUCGGCCGCAGAUCGUUGGAAACGCCGGAAUAAAUUUUCAUAAUAAAUCGAAAAGCUGCGUAUACAACAAAUUGAUCAGUGGGUAAAUAGAAGCUGGUGCAGUAAAUGAGUGAAAUGAAUGCAGCAAAAUUACACUUGCGACACACAUAAACAAAAUUCAUAUGAACAGAUAAAAGAGAAAAAACAUAAACAAAAACAAAA